Molecule: messenger RNA, 5565 nt
Organism: Auanema sp. JU1783
Lineage: Eukaryota; Metazoa; Nematoda; Chromadorea; Rhabditida; Rhabditidae
Source: the annotation of a GenBank genome assembly
AUGAAGGUGCGGGAAGUAGUAGCAUUAUUGCUACUAUUAGGAUUUUCACAAGCAUACAGAUUGAAUGUGCCUCGAGUUCUCUUACCAUACCAUCCUACUAUUCCUGUAGAGUUCCAUUUAGAAGUUAGUCAGCCCACAGGAGGAUGUUUUUACUGGAGAUCUACUAGACCAGAUAUUGUUUCUGUAACCCCUGUUGGUGUCCGUCCCGGAGAAUGCUCAGAUAAGGCAACUAUUAGAUCGACGGCUAAAAGCUUUGUUGGCGAACUUUCCGCUGUAAUUUUUGCUGAUGACAAAGUUUCUGGAACCACUUUGAGUUGUGGAGUAAGUGUAGAUCACGUUCAUGAAAUCAGAAUAGAAACAACUACAAAAGUUUUAUUCGUUGAUGCUGCUCCUGUACGAAUGAUAAUUGAUGCUUUCAAUAAAGAAGGUGACCAUUUCUCGACACUUAGCUCUAUGCCAAUUGAAUGGGAGUUAGUACAUAAUGGAGGCGAUCGCCCUCUUAGAAUUGUACCUUUCGAACAAUCUUCUUAUGAAGCUCCGUAUGAGAUCGUCGCUCUCGAAAAGCAGAAGAAAAAAGGAUAUAUGAUUUUACUUGAAGGAGUUAUAACCGGGUCUGCAAUCUUGAGCGCAAAGUUCAAUGACUUAUACCUCGAUGGAAUUGCUGCUCAUAAUCUUGAUUUGACUGUUGUCGCGAAUCUUCUAUUGAUUCCUUCAUACGACCUGUACAUUCCCGUUCAUUCAAUUGUUCCGUUCCAAGUUCUCAUAGUGAAACAACACAGCACAGAAGUUGUUCCUAUGCCUUCAUCAUCUUAUUAUUUACAAGUUGAUGAUUCAAAGAUUUGCGACUUGAAUGUGGAUUCUUCUUCAAUUCAUGCAUUAGUGAAAGGAAAAACUGAUAUUCAUCUUUUGAGCCAUAAUAUUGAUGUCAAAGCCAAAACUGGUGUACGUCCUCCGUUCACAUCUAUCAAUGUGGUUGAUCCCGAGUCUUUACAAUGGACAGUUUCCGGAGACAAUUGGAUUCUCCAGUCCGGAACUCAAUAUCAGCUCCAUGUUUCUUUGAUUGAUCCUCAUGGAAAUUCUAUGUAUAUUGGAGAUAAUCUAAGAUUCGACUCUAAAAUAAGCAAUGAGUAUUUCGAUAUUGUUUCUUCAUCAGUCAAUCAAAGUUACUUCUUAGUAACUCCGAAGAAAGUUGGAAAAACAACUUUGAAAAGCAAGUUCAUAUCUGUUAUUACCCGACAAGGCAAGGAAGAGCUUGUCUCUGGAAAAAUCCGUGGCGAACAGAACGUUCAUAUUGUGGAUCCUGUCAAAAUUGUCCCACCUUCAAUAAUUCUACCUUACCUUCCUCGUCUGAAAUCGCAAUAUACUUUGACCGCUACUGGUGGUAGUGGAUUGUAUGACUGGAGCAGUUCCGACUCAUCCAUCUGCACUGUCGAUGCAGGCCUAGGAAUGGUUACAAGUGGAGCUAUUGGAAAAACCACCGUUUCAGCUGUUGAUAGAAGAAACAAUGCUCAUUAUGACACUGCAGAGGUUGCCGUGCUUGACGUACUAUCUCUUUCAUUUGGAAAGACACGCAAAGAAGCGGAAGUAGGAUCAGUACUUGUGUUGAAUCUCCAACUUUUCGGUGCUGGCCCGAACGGAGCUGUUCCUUUCGAUGAUUGUCGUAAUAUUCAAUGGACAAUCCAAUCCGGCGACAAGAAAGUUUUCGAACCACUUCAAAGCAAGAGCGGUUUACCAGAUGUUGGAACCGGCUGUGCUACUGUUAGCUUGAGAGCUGUUUCUUCCGGAGAUACCAAAGUUACCGUUUCUUUUGAGAGCUAUCAUGCAUCUAUUGAUGUUUCCGCUUUCCCCAAACUAGAGCUUGCUGUUAACAAAUUAGCUCUUGCUGUUGGUAGUGAUCUAGAUGUUAAAUUCUCUGGUGGUCCUCGUCCGUGGAUUCUCGAGCCUGCAACUCAUAUGAAGCAAAUACUUCCAAGUGGAGGAAUAACUGCUGAUAUUAUUGAGAAUAUUAUCCGUUUGGAGUGUGGAAAAGAAGAAUCUUCAGUGUCUUUGAAACUCUCCGUGGGUAACAGUCCAUCAGACACUCUGCCAAUACCUGUGGUGUCCGAAAUUUUUGUUCCUAUUUGCUGUGCCAAACCAAACCGAAUUAUUGCUAGACCCGUCGUUGAUACUUCCUUGAACAAGUGUCAUUCUAAAUCCAGAGUUCUUCUCACGAGAUCUAACAUACGUCUCUCUCUUAAUGGUUACGGUACUUGUGAUGGUAGUGAUGUGUCCUUUGACUCUAUUUCCGGACUCGAGGUUAAAUGGAGUGCAGGAGAUUCCAGUAUUGCUCGUAUCGAUACUUCUAAAGAAGGAAAUUAUUUAUCUCCUGUUGUUUUUGCCAAUACUAAAACCGGAGAAGUUCCUAUCAAUGCCGAAGUUGCUUCUGCGAAACGUUAUGGAAAACUCCAAACUAUUCUUAAAACUAGUACAACUCUCAAGAUCGUUGAACGCGCUCACGCCGAUCCACCAUCUUUGGUGCUCUGGAAUGAAGGCUCCGCUAAAACUACUGUUGUCAUUUCCGGAGGUUCUGGAUACUUUACUAUAGCUCCUUCUACUGGAACUCCUUAUCAAGCUAGUAUUGCCGAGAACAAACUCAUCAUCGCUCCACAAACCCAAGGUUCUGGUGUCAUCCGAGUUAUUGACUCAUGUUUGUCUGAAUCUGACUUGGAUGUUCCAGUUAAAAUCAGUGAUAUUCAUUCUUUGGCGAUCACUGGACCUAAAUUCGUCGAAAUCGGUUCUGAAAUCAAAGUUACUGUCGAGCCAGCAGAUGAAACUGGGGCCACGUUCUCACGCUUCCAAGGAACUUUAUCAGAUUCUAAGCUUGAAUUCAGUAACUCCAUAUUGGAAGUUUCUAGAACCAGGGGACAUGAGUACACUCUACGAGCCAUUGCUGUAGGAGCCGUUUCUGUAUCUGCUUCUGCUAAGUCAUCUAGUGGCAGAAUGCUUCAUUCUCUUCCUCAUUCCCUCCAAGUGUUCUCUCCAAUUUCUCUGCACCCGAAAGUUGUCACUCUCAUUCCCGAAAGCACGUUCCAGCUUGAAGUGCGUGGCGGACCAAUUCCUACUCCACCCAUAUCCUUUGCUCUUAACAACUCGAAAAUCGCACAAGUUGAAACUAAUGCUCUGAUUACAUCUCAAAACCUCGGCUACACCUCUGUGACUGGAACUUUAUCUGUUGGAGAUGGUCAUAUCACAAAGGAUACUGUUACCGUUCAUGUCGUGUCUUUGAAAGGAAUACAAUUAGUUGCCAGCACCCAGAGAGCUGAGACUGGAAGCGUAGUUUGGGUUAGAGUUCAAGGACUAGACGAUGAAGAAACACCUUUCUCUUUUGGAGGAGCCCAUUAUCCUUUCACAAUCACCUGGAGCGUAAGUCACCCUGAUGUACUCCGUUCUGCUCAUCCAUUAGGUCCUGUUGUUGAAGAAUCAAACGAAAAUAAAUUUGCUGUUUGGUUUGAAGGAGUUUCAGCUGGAUCAGUAGUUAUUGAGGCUUCCGUUAGAUUAUCGCGAAAUGCUAAAAAUCAUUUUGUUGGAUCGAAUAAAAACUUCAAUGCUAAGAUAGAAAUCAAAGUAGAAGACCCACUAUCUCUCAGAAACCCAGCUAUACCUCACGGUGUGGUUCGAAUUGCACCAAACACUCAAAUACAGUUGGAAACAGCAUGGCCUCUUCCUUCUGUCGAGUUUUCCGUUCCUACACAAUUCCGAAAUACUAUAUCUAUAACUCCUAGUGGAUAUCUGAGAUCACAUGGUAAUGAAGGAUAUGCUGCUGUCGCAAUUAGACGAAAAGGAUCCAACGAUAAUGAAACAAGUCUAGUUCCCGUUGCUGUCAAUCGUAUACACUCUCUGGAUGUUACUUCUACAACUCCUUUGGCUACAUCAGAUGGAGGAAACAUAAUUUACUUACCUGUAGGAACAGUUUUGAAGCUAAACAUUCACUUCCGGGAUAGCAAAGGUCGAAUUCUUCAUGGGCUUGGCUCUAAUUUAGUGUACCGUCCUCACAGAUUUGAUUUAACUGAAGUAUCAGCUUCAUCAGACGGCAAAAUGCUUACAAUCAACAUGAAAUCCGCAGGAGAGACUGUUCUUAGAAUUUCUGAUUCUUCUUCAUCUUCCUUGUUCACAUUUGUUCGGUUGGCAGCAAGAGAAAAUCUUUUUCCAUCAACAGCUGUAUUUCAUGUAUCUGAUGUUAUUUGUUUACGCUCUCCGUUGGAAGGAAAAGUAACGUGGUCUUCACCUGACAGACACGUUCAAUGGAUCGACUCGGAAAAAGGUGUAGCAAAACUUCUCCAGGCAGGAACAACUCACAUAACUGCUAACUCGGCAGAUCAAUCCCUACAUGCUAAGUUGACCAUUGAACCAGCUAUUGAUCAUACCUUCUCUAAAAAUCGUCCUGAUAUGGUUUCGAACUAUAAUGGUGCUUCGUUCGUUUUCCCACUGAUAACUAAGAGUAACGCAAGUACUGAAUUUGAUUGCACACCGGAUCAACUCGAGGUACUUUCAUCCGUGUCCGCUCCUUUCGAGUGUAGUGUACUCUUUACCUCUUCGAAGUUACCUCCUGCAUUGAAUCUGCUAUCAGUUAAAGCCACCUACGUACCAAAAAUUGGUUAUGCAUGUGUUGUCGAGCCUCAAGUAGGAGGUGUAUCACAUGUGAAUGUAAUCGGCUCAGAGAAAGGAGAUUUAACAGUUGUUGCUAAAUUCAAUAGAGGAGAUCAGUUCUAUGAUGUGGCCACUCAUACUGUGUUCCAUUUAGCCAUGCAAGUUAUUAACUCAGAGAUUCAACUCUCUGAUGUGGACAGCAAAGCUACAGUAGUAUCAAUUCUUGUGCCAGCAUAUCAAGCAAGCUAUGUAGCUCUUUCUGGUUGUUCUGGAGAUCUUAUAACCAUCAGAGAAAUCGGAAAGCCAGUCAACGAUAAUUCUGUUGGAAACAAAUUCUUCAGUGUCAAGUUAAAUAUUAAAUCGGCUACUGUUUGGAACAACUUGCUCGAUAAAUGUGCUCUUACUGUAACAAAUAAGUUAACUGGACAGGAGAGCCAAAUUCCUGUCCGAGUUAAAUUAGUUGGAAAAGCUUCCAAGCAUGUUUACGAAGCUCUUGAAAGCAAUGGUUUCAUUGACUUUGUCCUCAUUUUCGUUCAACAUUACUCAUCUUGGAUUCCAACUCUAAUGGGAGUUUGUAUCAUACUGAUUCUAAGUAUCGGAGCCUACUGGUAUCUUUCACAUUUCUUGUGGGAGAAGCAAGGAGUUUUCCUGGACGAGACGAAUAGGACAUCAUCUCCUUCUUCUCCUGUUUCCCACAGAGCGUCUUUCCAGGAUUCAAUGAGCUUCUAUCGUGAGUCCCCACGAUACAAAUCAACCCCUGUAGUCAGUAGCCCACGCAUGGGGUCUUUAGGCGACUCUAAUCUUUGGAGCACAACAAGCCCAACCAAACGUAUUUUGUUGUUCGAUUUCCGUAAUUCCGGUGUUAUUUUGUUGGAUCAAAUCUCUUCACCCCCACCUACUUCUUACGUGUAUGAAACAUAUGCUGCGGCAAAACUCUAG